AGUGUCUCUAUACUUUCUCCCGUCAUUUAUAAAGUUUGGCUCGUAUUUGCUGCUUGUUCAGUUGUUCCCUUCAAUACGUGCCGACAAACAUUAUCUAGCAAGUAUUACAAAAGUAGUUGGAACUUAUUCUUUGAAUAGUUCCUGGAGAAUCGAUCUACGUGUUACCUGCUGACAUUGAAUCAAUAACCUUUGCAUUAAUCAGGGGUUGGAACCGGUGUAACUUUGAGAUAUGCAGUGUCAAAAUAAUCGCUGGAUUGCGGGCUUUCUUAUCGCAGUGCUUAUGCAAGCUUGCUUGUUAGUGAUCGUAAACACCAAAGAUGCUACAAGGAAAAAGGUCACUCCAUCGCACGCAGAAGGACAAAAAAAGGAGCCUUCAGAUUUAGAAGGUUCAGAGACUUCGUAUUUCAGUACGUUUGCGGUUCAUAAAAAUUCCUUUGGCACUUAUCAUCCUACCGUUUACUAUUCGACAAAUCCGUUGUCGUACUUUCCGCCUUCGUCAAAUUUCCCCACCGCCACCUUUUCUUUCACCCAAAACAGCGAUAAUAUUCAUCAACAAAUUAAAUGCGGCGAUAAUUUUCCUCGAGUUUGUCAAAACUCGCGGUAUCGAAGCUACGAUGGUUCCUGCAAUAAUCUUCAACAUCCUACCUGGGGUCUGGCCAAUACAAGAUACGGAAGAUUACUACGUCCACGUUACAGUGAUGGUAUUCGAGCACCAACGAAAUCGAUCACCGGUGCAGAUCUGCCAUUAGCUCGAUCCGUCAGUUUCACGAUGUUUCCUAACGCCAAUGUCGAUGACGUAACAUGGACCUUGCUAGCGAUGCAAUACGGACAGAUCAUAACACACGACAUGGGCUUGAUCGACGGCACCACUCAAUCGAAAUCACAUCGCACGCGAUGUUGCACGUUCGACGGUCAGCUGGCACCGCACUGGGCGACGUUACCGAAAUGCUUCCCGAUACUCAUACCUAAUGACGACCCAGUGUAUGACAAAACUCCCAUACAGUGCAUGAACUUUGUCCGUAGUACGACCGAUCUUGAUCGUGGCUGUUCAUCUCCGUACAAGCAGAACAUGCCGGCAGAACAGUUGAACACCGUUACUCAUUAUUUGGACCUUUCUCUCGUCUACGGACCUAGCGACCAAAUCGCGGCUAGUCUGCGAGCCGGUUUCGGCGGACGACUAAAUAUUGAAUUGAAAAAUAACAGAGAAUUUCCACCAUCGGUAUCUAAUAAAUCAGCCACUUGCGACACGAUAUAUGAUUUCGAGUCAUGCUACGCUACCGGUGAUUCGCGAACUAAUCAGAACCCACAACUGACAAUUCUACAGAUUAUAUUGCUCAGAGAACAUAAUCGCGUUGCCGAUUAUCUGGCGCAAUUAAAUCCUUCCUGGACCGAUGAAACGAUAUUUCAAGAAACACGUCGAAUCGUGAUCGCCGAACAUCAAAACAUUGCAUAUUACGAGUGGCUGCCAAUUUUCUUAGGUACUGCCCAACUCUAUGAGAACAAAAUCUUGUAUGAUACCAAGAAUUACAUAAAUGAUUAUGACGAAACAGUCAUUGCUAACACUCUGAACGAACACGCAAAUGCAGCUAAUAGAUAUUUCCAUACGAAUAUUGUCGGCCAUCUAAACUUAGUGACGGAAGGUCGACAAUAUUCCCCCUUCUCUAGUCUAAGAUUGAGCGAUUACUUCAACAGACCUGGUAUCAUAGAAAAGGGCAAUAAUCUGGAUGACUUGACCAGAGGUUUGGCCUAUCAACCACAAAGUUAUACCGAUGUAUUUUUCGACAAAGAGAUCACGCAAUACUUAUUCCGAAGAGGAAGAACUUUCGGAUCUGACUUGCGAGCGAUAGAUAUACAAAGGGAUCGCGAUCACGGAAUCGCUUCUUACAACGAUUAUCGCGAAUAUUGCGGAUUACCACGAGCGAAAAUUUUUAACGAUUUUGCCGACCUUAUAUCUCUUUCGGAUAUACAAAAACUUUCGUUAUUAUAUGCUAGUCCGGAUGAUAUCGAGUUGACUGUCGGCGGAUCUUUGGAAAGGCACGUAAGCCAAACGUUGGUGGGUCCAACGUAUUUGUGCAUCAUGUUGAAACAGUUUCAACAAACGCGAAUUGGUGAUCGCUACUGGUUCGAGACAGGCGAUCCGAAAAUAGCAUUUACAUUAGAACAAUUGAACGAGUUACGUAAAUCAAGUAUGUCGCGACUACUCUGCGACAAUGGAGACAAUAUCCAAAAUAUGCAAAGACAUGGAUUCGCCCAAAUCUCCGAGUUGAAUCCACUCCUGAGAUGCGAUGAUCUCCCACAAAUAGAUCUUUCUUUUUGGAAGGAUUAUAAUUUGGAGACUCAGGCAUAUCAAGAUAGCAAUAUUAUACCGCUGUAUAAAAGGAAAUAAGUAAAUUUCUACAAAUUAAAAA
Molecule: messenger RNA, 2408 nt
Organism: Cataglyphis hispanica
Lineage: Eukaryota; Metazoa; Arthropoda; Insecta; Hymenoptera; Formicidae
Product: peroxidase-like
Exons: 14
Coding region: 230-2386 (718 amino acids)
Biological process (GO): response to oxidative stress
Molecular function (GO): heme binding; peroxidase activity
Source: RefSeq, a predicted model, not a curated record